AGAUGGUUUUAAGAUUUAUGUAAGUCGCUUUAGAGCCAGCAUCUGACUGAUGCACUUGAGAUGGGGAGGAGUUAGGGAGUGUGUGCGCUGGUGCCUGCAUGGGUGCACAGUUACCCCUAAAUCCAGGGCCAACAGGACGUCCCCUCUCUGACGUGCGGCGGGGGUGCCGGGGGAGCACCCGCAACACCAGGCGCUGCUUUAAAAGCCCCCUCUGUCCACUCUGCGAGACGGUCCUACUUGUCUCUUGCGCGCAAGUUUAUCAGCAGCUCUGACAGGCUACGAUUUGAAACUUCAAACUUUGUCCAACACAAAAGGGCAGCGGUAAAUUUAAGAGAAAAAAAUUGUAAUUUUUGGCCUUCUUUUCGGACUUCGUCAACAAAUGUGGCUUCUUGGAUCAACUUCCCAAGUGAUGAUGGAUGAGCGCCUGUCUCCUGCCGCACGCUCCGUCCAGAGUCCGGGGGACAACUCGUCUACCAUCCACAGCAUAGAGGCGAUACUGGGAUUUAAAGAGGACACCGUCUUCCACAAGUCAGCCUCCUACAGCGUGGCGGAUAAAGUUUUGGCCAAAGAUGCUGAGCGGAAUGUAAUUGUGACCCCAAUGAAGAAAAGUCAUUCCUCAGAAAGUUUUGACAGUGUGUGUUGCGCCAGUAGCGCCGCUGAAGCCUCCGUCUGCCCGGACUCACCGGACCGAGACGGCAAACUGUCCGACGAUGAAAACCCCAAGAAGAAACACCGCCGAAACAGGACGACAUUCACCACCUUCCAGCUCCACGAACUGGAGCGGGCUUUCGAGAAGUCCCAUUACCCGGACGUGUACAGCAGGGAGGAGCUGGCGCUGAAGGUCAACCUGCCGGAGGUCCGAGUGCAGGUUUGGUUCCAAAACCGGCGGGCCAAGUGGCGUCGGCAGGAGAAGCUGGAGGUGAGUUCCAUUAAGCUCCAGGACACCUCCUCCUCCUCCUUGCUCUCCUUCAGCCGCUCUCCCACCAGCUCCCUGGGCUCCAGUCUGCAGCUGGACUCCUGGCUCUCCACCCCGAUCGCCACCUCCACCUCCCUGCAGUCCCUCCCGGGCUUCAUCACAGGCUCGCAGGGCCUCCCGGGUACUUACACCCCUUCUCCUCCACCUUCCAUGCCCUCUUCCUUGCCGGCCUCUUUUCUCAACUCACCGGCCCUGGGACACAGCCCUCACCUGCCCCACAUCGGCUCCAUGUGCCCCCCGCCCCCGGUGUACCAGUGCUCAGGCGAUCCAAGGAACUCCAGCAUUGCCUCACUGAGAAUGAAGGCCAAGGAACAUAUUCAAUCGAUUGGGAAGACGUGGUGAUGCUGAGAGGUCAAAAAUGGAUACGAACACAUCAUGCUGCAUCUUUUGAGAAACUGACUUCAUCUUCAUGCUGACAGGAUUUUUAUUUUGGAAGAAUUAAAGAACGAAAUCUCCGGUUGGCAUCCGGGAUUAGAGACAUCCGCUCCACUUAUAAGGGUAACACUUUGAGCAGUAUAGGCUAUAAACAUUUAAUAAAUGGUACAUUGAAGUUUUGUGGUACAAGAGUUUAUUAAGGUAUUUGUCAACAACCGCAGCUCCUCCUGUUUCCUGAGACUGAGGUAUAAACAACUGCUGAAUGACAACAUAGUAAAAACACAGCAGUAAGUAUGUCUUCAGGAGAAAUUGUUACUCCUGUACUUCUACUUGCAACUUAUUAAAUGUUUGCAUACUGCUUAGAAAUGCUAACUAAGUGGACUUAGUGUUUCGUUUAUAAGCAGCAAUCUGAAAAUCUGUGAAAUUCCUGUAAAAUAUGACACUGAUGAACAGUGAUGAUCUAUUGUUUCUCUUCUCCUUCGUCUUCCUCGAAAGUUUUACAUUUAUUUUUUCCAGUAUCACGUUACCAACAUAUGAAGUCCAUUAGCACCCCUCAGUAUUUAUUCUGCUUUUGUAAAUAGAGCGCUCCUCAUUUUUGAUUCUUCUUCCUUGCUGGUUUUUGAUCUUCAUCUUCAUGAAAGAUUAAACAGAUGUGAAUAUUUUCUCUAUACAAUAAACUUUUUAUGGAAACACCACGAGCAAAACAGCGACUGAUCGAGUUUUCCCGGCCAAUUUGUCACAUUUGAGACAUGCAGGGUUUUCAGAAAUGUCUGAAAGAAAUUAAAGAGACAAAUGGGGAAAAUGUGUGCACAUCAGGAAUGACUGUGAUGCAGAGGGACACACACAGCAGAAAAGUGUAGGAGAAAAGUGUCCAUGACCUGCAGCUGAUCUGCCAAUAUCACAGUUGUAUAAAAAUAUUUAAUCUCGCUGCAGAGUGUUGAGUUCAGCCUACACUAAUUAGGCGAAAUAUUGAAUACAGCACCCCCUAGUGGUGAAAUCUACUAACAGGAUUUGGAGGGGGAAAGCAUUUUUAAGAAAUGAAAUUUAAAAUUAACACUAAAUGCAAUGCUGAUGAUGAGGAAAACCAGUUGACACUUUCAGCUGUAAUUUUCAGAAAUAAUUCUGAAGUGAAUUUGCGAAUGAGGUCUAAAGCCCUUUACAUUGGCUUCAAAUAGAGCCACACAUACUGCAAACGCAGCUUCAUUUAAUCCCUUCGUGGUAUAAUUUUUCACACCACCUUAACAUUUAAUCAUUCAGUUUAAUAAGAAUAAAGGGUGUUAGUAAGAGGCAGCUUAAAACCCCCAGACUUCCUCCUCCUGUUUUACACAAUGAGUUUGUCAACCCACUCAUUUGCUCCUCAUUAGCUCCUGUAUACUUUAUCCCAUUCGCUC
Molecule: messenger RNA, 2742 nt
Organism: Scatophagus argus
Lineage: Eukaryota; Metazoa; Chordata; Actinopteri; Scatophagidae
Gene: rax
Product: retinal homeobox gene 3
Exons: 3
Coding region: 380-1318 (312 amino acids)
Biological process (GO): positive regulation of transcription by RNA polymerase II
Molecular function (GO): DNA-binding transcription factor activity, RNA polymerase II-specific; RNA polymerase II cis-regulatory region sequence-specific DNA binding
Source: RefSeq, a predicted model, not a curated record